GGCUUCGUCCCUUCUCUCCUGGCACGGGGAGGGGACUGCGGGCAGAGCUGGGUAAUGAUUUGUCAGUGCAAAGGCUGGGGUGUCUCUUUGUGGAGGAAAAACUUGGCCGUGAUUGACAGCAGGGCUGUUUUUGCCGCUUCCCUUGCAGUUGACAAGUAAUAAUGAAGCUUUGUCAGUCCAUCAUGGACAUGGAUAUGCCAGAUUACGUCGACUCCUUGGACUCCUCUUAUACCAUGCUAGAAUUUGAAAACCUUCGGGUGCUUCCGAACAACGCUGAGACGUCUAAUGGGCCCUGUUCUCUGCCCGCAGAGACCAUCGCAGCCGAAUCAGCAAACACCAACGUGCUCGCCAAUGGCAUCGGCUCCCUCUGCUCCAUCUGCGGGGACCGGGCGACCGGCAAACACUACGGGGCGUCCAGCUGCGAUGGCUGCAAAGGUUUCUUCAGGAGGAGUGUCCGCAAGAACCACGUCUAUUCCUGCAGGUUCAGCCGACAGUGUGUGAUAGACAAAGACAAGAGGAACCAGUGCAGGUACUGCAGGCUGAAGAAGUGCUUCAGAGCUGGCAUGAAGAAGGAAGCCGUGCAGAACGAGCGGGACAGGAUCAGCAUCCGCCGGAGCAGCUACGAGGACAACGGCUCGCUGUCCAUCAACGUGCUCACCCAGGCCGAGGCCAUGGCGCAGCAGUACGCGUCGCUGAGCCCGGUGCACAGCGCGGACAUUGCCAUGAAGAAGGUUGCGACAAUCAACGACGUGUGCGAGUCCAUGAAACAGCAGCUCCUGGUGCUGGUCGAAUGGGCAAAAUACAUCCCGGCGUUUUGUGAGCUGCCGCUGGACGACCAGGUCGCCUUGCUCAGAGCCCACGCAGGGGAACACCUGCUCCUGGGGGUAGCCAAGCGAUCCAUACCGUACACUGAUUUUCUAUUACUAGGGAAUGACUUCAUCAUCCCCAUGCACUGCCCGGAGCUGGAAAUCGCUCGCGUGGCCACCAGGAUCUUGGAUGAGCUGGUGAAGCCCUUGCGGGACAUCCAGAUCGAUGACAACGAGUAUGCUUGCCUUAAAGCCAUCAUCUUCUUCGAUCCAGACUGCAAAGGCCUGAGUGAGCCCGGGAAGGUGAAGAACAUGCGAUUCCAGGUCCAAGUCAACCUGGAGGACUACAUCAAUGACCGCCAGUAUGACUCCCGAGGCCGGUUCAGCGACAUCCUCCUCCUGCUGCCGCCGCUGCAGAGCAUCACCUGGCAGAUGAUAGAGCAGGUCCAGUUUGUGAAGCUCUUUGGCGUGGCGAGGAUCGACAGCUUGCUGCAGGAGAUGCUGCUGGGAGGAUCCACCAUCGACCUCCAGUACCAGUCCGGACCUCCCAGCCUCAACCUGGAACCGCUGCCAGGACACGUCCUCCCAAGCAGCAUGAGCUCUGUGAUUCACACUGUCCCAGACCCAUCUCCUGAACCAUCCCUUCCAUCUCCUUCUACAAGCACAGGCAGUGAAGACUAUAAACUAGGCCCUAGCGCAGGCCCCAGCGCUGUAGCGCAGCUCUUGCCUCAGACAGUUAUACCCAAGCAGGAGAUUUUAUAGGGAGAGUGGAAGGAGAAGCUGGGAGCAAUGUGGAAACCGUGCUGAAAGUGAAUCGGGCCCUUUCUUUUUGCAGAGGCAAAGCACGGCAACCCCCUGCCUGUCACCGGACCUGUCGGUCACACUCUUUCCUGACCGUGAGUAAAGCACCAGACACCAGACUGCAGCAGGAGCCUCGCCAUGGGUCAUCCCGCCACUGCCACCCUCAUUUGUCACCCCCAGUUCACAAGGGAUUGGGGUUAAUGCUCUUUUCAGUAGGACCAAGACUGUAAGCUCUUUGGAGCAGGGCUUUUGACUGCAUGUAUUGUCACCUAGCUCAGUGUGAUCACCACCCUUUUGAAGCCUUUGGCUGCUAUCUUAUAAAAACAAAUGCCUUACACAGCUCCUGUUAAUUGUUAAUGAAUACAGUCUGUCUUGAAUUGUCAGUAUGGAAAGGCCUAUCCCCAUUAAAAAAUUAAUUACA
Cygnus olor (mute swan) is the source of this 2028-nucleotide messenger RNA. Its product is annotated as hepatocyte nuclear factor 4-beta-like. Gene Ontology annotation, biological process: cell differentiation; anatomical structure development; positive regulation of transcription by RNA polymerase II. NCBI's taxonomy places the organism in Eukaryota, Metazoa, Chordata, Aves, Anseriformes, Anatidae. The record is from RefSeq and is a predicted model, not a curated record. The transcript is spliced from 10 exons. Gene Ontology annotation, molecular function: nuclear receptor activity; zinc ion binding; RNA polymerase II cis-regulatory region sequence-specific DNA binding. Bases 162 to 1568 code for a protein of 468 amino acids.